Molecule: messenger RNA, 3399 nt
Organism: Scophthalmus maximus (turbot)
Lineage: Eukaryota; Metazoa; Chordata; Actinopteri; Pleuronectiformes; Scophthalmidae
Gene: afap1l1b
Product: actin filament associated protein 1-like 1b
Exons: 19
Coding region: 224-2530 (768 amino acids)
Cellular component (GO): cytosol
Molecular function (GO): SH3 domain binding
Source: RefSeq, a predicted model, not a curated record
ACUAGGACCCAGUGGCGCCCGUGGCGACGAGCGGAGCGGCCGCCGGGUCGAACUACAAACCGUAGCGGCGACUCUGACUCACUUUCCCCGCACAGAGGCAGACGGAGCUCCGCCGCUGUGUCUGAGCUCGCGCCUCGUGCUGCUACAACCGUUCAGAUGAAACUACCGGAGGAUUAUUACCGGAAACACGCUGGGUGAGCCGCGGUCGCGCGUCACGUCAGACAUGGACACCAAGCGCCAAAGUGUGGUGGUGGAGCGACUCGUAAAUGAGUUGGGAUCCCUGCUGAAGAUGUUGGAUCAGGAGACGGUCAGUCCCGCCACUGCCGACAAGAUGGCCUCCGUACGAAACGUCCUGGACUCAUUGCAGCUAUCGGUCAAUGGACCAGACGUCUACAUGAACAGCUGUCUCUAUGGCAACGGCACAAGCUUUGUAGAGUCUUUGUUUGAAGAUUUUGACUGUGAUUUGCACAUGCUCAGUGUGUCUCCGGUGGAGCAGAAAGAGCCCAAAGAGGAAGAGGAGAAGACUCAACCUAAUAAAUCUACACCUUCCGACACGCCCCCCCCUCCUCUUCCAACCACCCCACUUCCUGAUGACUACUAUGAAGAGGCUGUUCCUCUGGAUCCUGGAUCCACCCCUCAGUACUUUACCACCAAUAUGAACCCUUCCACAAACUCAGUGGAGGAUGCUUACUAUGAAGAUGCAGACAAUAACUACCCCAUCACCAGGAUUAACGGUCCUCCGAAAAACUCCUACAAUGACUCAGACGCUCUGAGCAGUUCCUACGAGUCUUACGAGGAAGAGGAUGAGGAGGCAAAGGGGCGGGACCAAGCUCAGCGAUGGACGGCGGAGGAGAGCCCCGAUGGACCGGUUCGAGACUGCCGCAUCUGUGCCUUCCUGCUGCGAAAGAAGCGCUUUGGCCAAUGGGCAAAACAGCUCGUUGUGGUGCGAGACAACAAACUGCAGUGUUACAAGAGCAUCAAAGAGAGCGCUCCGCUCACAGAGCUCCCGCUGAAUCUGUGCAACGUCAUCUACGUCCCGAAGGAGGGCAGGAAAAAGAGACACGAGUUGCGCUUCUCGUUGCCUGGAGGCGAGGCUCUGGUCCUGGCCGUUCAGAGUAAAGAGCAGGCCCAGCGAUGGCUCAAGGUGGUGCAAGAGGUUGGCAGCCAAUGCAGCAACACUGAAAGACCAGAUUGUUCCACUUCACCCAUUAUACAGAGGAAGCUGGAGCUUGACAAGGUGCUACAGUCUGAUCGGCAGGCAUCAGACUCGGACAGCGGGCCGACAGCGGACAGUCAGUCCACUGCACAUGCACCAGGACGGGACACCACCGACUCACUCAACCGGGCGAAGCGCGGAGCGUUCUCAGAGCUGACGGGGUCGAUGAGCCGAGCAGCAGGGAAGAAAAUCAAUCGGAUCAUCACUUUCUCCAAACGGAAACCUCCUUUACCGGGAGAGCCUCACUCCUCCUCCUCCUCUGGUCUCCAUGACAACCCGCGCUGUGGCUACCUUAGUGUGUGUCUGAGCGGCUCGUGGAAGGAGCGCUGGUGUGUGGUGCGAGGAGGAAGCCUGUACCUGCAGAAGGACCCUGGGGACCAGCGGCCCCCCGUCAUUGUGGUGCCACUCAAAGGGGCAGACGUGGUGCCGGGCGGCCCCGGCCCCAAACACCCCUUCUCCUUCCGCAUCCUGCAGGGAGGCAGUGAACUGGCAGCUUUAGAGGCCAACUGCUCCGAGGAUCUUGGCCGCUGGCUUGGUGUUUUGUUCGCAGAGACCGGGAACUGCACUCUCCCCGAAGAGCUGCACUACGACUACAUCGAUGUGGACACGCUCACUGACAUACGGCACGCUGCCAGACACUCCUUCCUGUGGGCCACCACCACUGCUACUUCCUCCGGCAGCGACUCCAGAACGUAUGAUGAGGUGUAUGAAAGUGUCGCGGACGAGGAUGACGAGAGCCGGUCCGGCCAGGUGAGACGCCACGCCUCCUUCUCCAGCAGGGACUCUGAAAAGACUGAACAGCAGGCCACCAUCAAGAGACACGUCUCCAGUGUAAAUCAGUACGCGCGGUACGGGAAGACGCGAGCAGAGGAGGACGCCCGGCGGUACCUGAAGGAAAAAGAGGAGCUGGAGAAGCAAAAGGAAGAGCUGAGAAGUGCCCUGAUUUCCCUCCGCAGGGAGAAGAAGGUGGUGAAGGAGAUGAAGAGUGACACAGGUCAUGAUGUGGAGCAGCGGUUAGCCAAGCUGGAGACGCUGUGUAAACAGAAGGAGGAGGAGAGGGUGGAGCUAGAGCUCCGACUGACCGAAGUCAAAGAAAACCUGAAGAAAUCAUUGGCCAGAGGAGCACUGGGCCCGCCCACUGACACCAAGAUCAGUGUCAAGGCACAGGGCAGUAAAGUGGAAAAGGUUUACCAUGAGACUUUUCCGGUGAACUCAGCAUCUGAGCUUCGUAAACGUCCUCCAUCUCUUUACGCCUCCUCCAGGGGUAAUGUCAUGCAGAAAGCAAAGGAGUGGGAGUCAAAGAAGGGCACCUAGACUGAACGCGAACGGGUCGACCGAUGGAUUUAUGGGGUGGAAAAACUGAGCCGUUACGUGAGGAUGUGUAAAGGAAGUAACAGAUGAAGAACAGGAACAAGUGGCACACAGACGAGGAAGAAGAGGAGGAGGUGGCGGACAGAAUGUCACAUUCUUCCCUCCUCUUAUCUGAAGACGUAAAGGAAUCUCUGCAAGUAGAGGCAGCUCGGUGCUGUCUCAACCACUGUAGAUACGACAGACUUGACUGAUGCACCAGUACAGUAUUAACGUGGAGCACUACGAACACAAAAUCGAAUACGUUUGCGUGAGUUUGCAUGUGUUUGCAUUUGCACAGGGCUGCAGGGAUUGAAAAUGUGCUUCUAUGUGUUUCAUAGAGGCGCAGAGCAAAGGGAGCGUGUGGUUCAUCAACACUGUGAGUUCAGAGCAACAGACGAGACGUCACAUCGACACCCACUGAUUUUAUUCCCUUUGAAAGUGAUAUUAGUCACUGUCAAAUUUAAAAGUUAUGAAAUUAUGAUAUUACCAUAAAUUAUCGCUGUUGGUGAGAGAAGCAUCUCACAUCUUGUGAUGUAGUUAAACCAUUAGUGAGAUAUAUUUAGUAUGACACUGUUUCUCUACGCCAACAAGUAAAUGUUAAUUAUUGCAAUGUGAAACUAUUGGUCUUUAACCAUUAUGUGUAUAUUUUUCAUAUUUGCAUUUUGCACUUUAUCUUGUUGUAUUCUGUGAUUACACAAAUGUCCAGGAAAUUAAACCUCCGUAUUCCUAUUAGCAGAGUCGUGUGAGGAUAAAGUGACCAAGUGUCUGUUUUUACCCUGCUCAUCAGAGACAUGAACAAACACACGUUGAAGUAAACGGUAACUUUAAUCAAG